CAUUACUUUGCGCAUAAUAUCACUAUGUAAUCUAAACAAUAUAGUAGGAAGAAGUGACAUAUAGAGGAGAGGGUAGUUGAUGCAGCCGGCGCGAGGGUGCGUGACGGUGCCUUCCUCAGCCCUCAGGACCAUGGCGCUGCAGAAAAACAUCAUCCAAGGCUAUGGCCUUGGAGUGCGUGCAGCAGUGGUGACUUCGGGCAACCAGCGACACUCCUCAUCAGAUGUACGCUUUCUCACCAAACCGAACUUGGCUGCCCUCAAGAAGGGGCGCGGUGGCCGGUCCUCCUUCUCUGGGGAUGUGUGCACCGUGUUUGGGGCGUCAGGCUUCAUUGGACGUUACGUAUGCAACCGCCUUGGCAAGAUUGGAUCACAGAUCAUCAUCCCAUACCGUGGUGACCACUAUGAUGUGCUGCGGCUGAAAAUGGUGGGGGAUCUUGGCCAGGUGCUGUUCAUACCAUACCACCUUUGUGAUGAGGACGCCAUUCGCAAGGCUGUCAAGCAUUCCAACAUCGUCAUCAACUUGGUUGGUCGUGACUGGGAGACACGAAACUUCUCCUUUGAUAAGGUGCACGUGGAAGGUUCCCACCGCCUAGCACAUAUCUGCAAAGAGAUGGGAGUUGAGAGGUUUCUGCAUGUGUCUGCCCUCAACUCGGACAGAGAACAUGAGGGUUACUUCCUGAAGGGCGGCUCCAAGUUCCUGAAGACAAAGGGCCUGGGAGAGCAGGCAGUAAGGGAUGCUUUCCCUGAGGCCACCAUCUUCCGUCCCAGUGAUGUGUAUGGCCAAGAAGACAGAUUCUUAAGAUACUAUUCUGGCAUCUGGCGUCACCAGGGAAAGCUGCUUCCUCUGCCUAAGGGUGGGAAAGAUAUUUGGAAGCAGCCAGUGUUUGUAAGUGAUGUUGCGCAGGGCAUUGUUACCGCCAUAAGAGACCCAGAAACUGCAGGCAAGACUUACGAGGCUGUGGGACCUCGUCGAUAUGAACUUGGUGAACUAAUUGAUUGGUUCCACCGCGUGAUGCGUAAGGAUAAGGAAACUGGCUACAUGAAAUAUGACAUGAAGUGGGAUCCCACUUUCCAACUGAAGGCACGCUUGACAGAAUUCCUCCCCUCGUGGCCUGUCAACACACUCACCAGGGACAAAGUGGAAAGGGAGGCAGUAACAGACAUCACAACAGGUCUGCCCACACUGGAGGACCUGGGCGUAAUUCUUACAAAGAUGGAGGACCGCAUGGACUGGGAGCUGAAGCCGUUCAGGGCUGGCAGCUAUUAUGACGAGGAAGUGGGAGAGUUUGAGCCGCCUGCACCUCCCAAGUAUAUUGAGGCUCGUUGAUUACCAGGUAGUGGAGGCGUUGCUUACUCUAUCACUUUAUAAUUAUUAGUGUCAAUAUUUAUCUAGAGCAGAGUGAAAAUUAAGAGAUUUGACACAUGUGCUACUGCUUAAAGAAAAUAAUGGUAAUUUCAGGUGGUUGACAUUGUAAAUAGUAUUGUACAUUGGGAGAAUGUUAUUCAGUGAUAGAAACAUGUAUAAUAAAAUAAAAGUUUUAAGAGA
Eriocheir sinensis (Chinese mitten crab) is the source of this 1546-nucleotide messenger RNA. It is a transcript of the gene ND-39, whose product is annotated as NADH dehydrogenase [ubiquinone] 1 alpha subcomplex subunit 9, mitochondrial-like. Gene Ontology annotation, cellular component: mitochondrion. The transcript is spliced from 8 exons. The coding region runs from base 80 to 1327 and encodes 415 amino acids. NCBI's taxonomy places the organism in Eukaryota, Metazoa, Arthropoda, Malacostraca, Decapoda, Varunidae. The record is from RefSeq and is a predicted model, not a curated record. Gene Ontology annotation, molecular function: protein-containing complex binding.